AUGGGAAAACGGACUCGCUGUGUUGGACCAAGAAAGGAAGGUGGAACAUUUGUAAAACAUGGAUUCUGCGGUGCCCUUGGCUCCAAAAAAUACAGAACUGACAACAUUUGUGACUUGACAUUGAAUAUUCAGCAGCUGGAAGGAAAAAGAAAAAUCCCCAAACAGAUGUUUCACUUCUCAUUUACUCUUGUGUUCUUGGCCACCAAACAACUUGCAAAUGGAGAAAGAGGCUUCGAGAACGUGGAGUUGGGUGUCAUAGGAAAGAAGAAAAAAAUUCCGAGGAGGGUUAUUCACUUUGCAAGUGGAGAGACAAUGGAAGAAUACAGCACAGAUGAAGAGGAAGAUGAACAAGAGAAAAAAGACCUCUUGCCUCCUGUAGAUCCUACGACGCUUACAUGGGGACCUUACUUAUGGUUUCACAUGCUAAGAGUUGCUACAUCAACCUUAUCAGUUUGUGAUUUCCUUGGGGAAAAGAUCGCAUCUGUUUUAGGAAUAAGUACACCAAAAUACCAGUAUGCUAUUGAUGAGUAUUACAGAAUGAAAAAAGAGGAGGAAGAGGAGGAGCAGGAAAACAAAAUGUCAGAGGAAGCAGAAAGACAGCAUCGGGAGCAGCAGAACAAGGCUCAGGCUGAAGCUCCUGUCCAGACAGACCAGCCUGAGGCAACAUCAUGUAGUUCAUUUGUGAAUUUAAACUUUGAGGCUGAGGGAGACUGCCAGCCUGUGGUGGCAGAUAAGCAGGAUGGGGUUACUGUCCCUCCUUAAGCAUAAAGCUCCACAUCAUACUAGAAAUAGGAAGUGUCAGGUGUCACAAUGUGGCUGUAAGAAGCAGGAAAAAUAGAUUUAUACUUGUUCAGUAAAAUACAAUUUUUGGCAUUCUUAUUGAUCAGGAGAGAGCCAGGUGCUGUGUGUUCAGUCCACCUGCCUAAUAAAGGCUGAGCCAUUCUGCCAAAUUGGCACUUCUGUUGAAAACAAAAUCAUUGCACUACUCGGAUUAGGUCUAAAUUGAAUGGGGCAG
Tinamus guttatus (white-throated tinamou) is the source of this 1015-nucleotide messenger RNA. The record is from RefSeq and is a predicted model, not a curated record. NCBI's taxonomy places the organism in Eukaryota, Metazoa, Chordata, Aves, Tinamiformes, Tinamidae.